Messenger RNA from Chrysochloris asiatica (Cape golden mole), 625 nucleotides. RefSeq names its product somatostatin (gene SST). The coding region runs from base 129 to 479 and encodes 116 amino acids. Gene Ontology annotation, biological process: regulation of cell migration. Gene Ontology annotation, molecular function: hormone activity. The record is from RefSeq and is a predicted model, not a curated record. The transcript has 2 exons. Gene Ontology annotation, cellular component: extracellular region. NCBI's taxonomy places the organism in Eukaryota, Metazoa, Chordata, Mammalia, Afrosoricida, Chrysochloridae.
GGGAGACUGUGGUCUGCAUACAAGCCGCUUUCUGAGUCGCGAGGUGUGGAGCCAUCGCUGCUGCCUGCGGACCCGCUCCUUGAGUUUAAGGAACCGCCUUCUCUCUCUGCUUUCCCGGCGCUGCCAAGAUGCUGUCCUGCCGCCUGCAGUGCGCGCUGGCUGCGCUGUCCAUCGUCCUGGCCCUGGGCGGUGUCAGCGGAGCGCCCUCGGACCCUAGACUCCGUCAGUUUCUGCAGAAGUCCCUGGCUGCUGCUGCGGGAAAGCAGGAGCUGGCCAAAUAUUUCUUGGCAGAGCUGCUGUCUGAACCCAACCAGACAGAGAAUGAUGCCCUGGAACCUGAAGAUUUGUCCCAGGCUGCUGAGCAGGAUGAAAUGAGGCUGGAGCUGCAGAGAUCUGCUAAUUCAAAUCCAGCCAUGGCACCCCGAGAACGCAAAGCUGGCUGCAAGAAUUUCUUCUGGAAGACUUUCACAUCCUGUUAGUUUUAUUAGUUGUAUUUGUCAGACCUCUGAUCCCUCUCCUCCAAACCCCACCUCUCUUCCCUAGUCCACAAAUCCUCAAUAAGACCCUUGCAUUAGAAAUUGAAGAUUGUAAAUAUCAAAUAAAAUAAUGGUGAAAAUAUGGAAAA